Messenger RNA from Meyerozyma guilliermondii ATCC 6260, 1389 nucleotides. RefSeq names its product DNA-binding transcription factor (gene CAP1). Gene Ontology annotation, molecular function: transcription cis-regulatory region binding; DNA-binding transcription activator activity, RNA polymerase II-specific. Lineage: Eukaryota; Fungi; Ascomycota; Pichiomycetes; Serinales; Debaryomycetaceae. The record is from RefSeq and is a predicted model, not a curated record. The transcript has a single exon. Gene Ontology annotation, cellular component: RNA polymerase II transcription regulator complex. Bases 1 to 1389 code for a protein of 462 amino acids.
AUGGCCGACGUUAAGCGUGCUUAUUCUCAGUUCGACACUCCAUCUGACCAUGUGGACAAGAAGUUGCAUACCAAACCUGGUAGAAAACCGAUAGAGACCGAACCCAAGUCGAAGAGAACCGCUCAAAACCGUGCCGCUCAGAGAGCGUACCGUGAGAGAAAGGAGAGAAAGAUGAAAGAUUUGGAGGACAAGGUUCUGCUGCUUGAAGAGCAGAAUAUCAAGGUUGCAACUGAAUCUGAUUUCCUCAAGGCCCAGGUGGAUAUGUUGAAGCAAGAAUUGGCCAGGUAUCGUGGUACCACUGACCUUCUGGACUUGAACAGUAAGUUACCUACCCAUACAAAGCCUUCGGUACCUCGUCCACAAACUAACUCCUCCGUGAGUAGUGACUCCACUAAUUCCAACAAUGCAGUUUCGGCCGAUUUCCCCUGGUCCGAUGAUACCUACAACCAAUCACCCAAUGUUGAAAAAUAUAAUGCCAGUAACAACAAAGAUUUUCCACUUCCAGAUUUGAUUGGUGGCUCGUCUUCAUCUACAUCGCCGCUCAAUGAUAAUAUACUAGUGUCGCCCGAUUCGGGGAACAGUAUUUCUUCAGGAUCCAACCCACCUACUGCUUACAACCCAACCCCCGAUUUCUACAAAUUUGAAGAAGAUAUUGAUCCUUUCUGCAGUAAACUAAAUGAGGCAUGUGGAACGAAGCAAGAUCCAGUUCCUAAGGAUUUGAAGGCUAACUAUGCAUCUCCGUUUGCGUCGAAAACUACUCCAGCAGCAAAGGACAACACUGAUUAUGUGAACGACUCUUUCUUCAAUGGUCGUAGUACCUUUGACUUUGAUUUAUCAAACAACAACACAGAUCCAUUGUCAUUUUUGAAUGACAAGAACUUUGAUGUAUCUUUAGCAUUUUCUGAGGAUUUGGGCAGUAGAAACAAUGGUACAACUGAAAAGGUGGAAACUGAUCCUUUGGCAUUCCUUACAACUGAAGAAUCCGCUUACGAUCCAUUGAAAGAUUCAGUGAAUGUGGACUUCAAUUUUAACGAUUUUGUCAAGAGCAGCAUCAGUGGUACUGAUUCGACCCGAGAUACGGUAGUAUCGUAUUCUCCUGAGGCUAACUUGAAGGAUUUUACGAACAGAACUCCAGCAACUGAAGCAUCAGAUUACUCAUAUACAUCAGGUAAGAAUGAUGUGCUGGAAAUUGUACCGGCUCCUGAAAAGGGAUUAAAGUGCUCUGAAAUAUGGGAGAGAAUUACCAACCAUCCCAAAUACACCGAAAUUGAUAUUGAUGGGUUGUGUCUGGAGUUGAAGUCAAAGGCCAAGUGUUCAGAGAGAGGCGUAGUGGUCAAUUCGACCGAUGUUAAUCAAUUAUUGGAACAAUCAGGUGCUAUGAAACGUUGA